UAGGAUGGCACCAGAAGUUGCUGCAGUAGAAAGGAAAGGUGGCUAUAACCAACUCUGUGAUCUAUGGGCAGUUGGAAUAACUGCUAUAGAGCUUGCUGAACUUCAGCCCCCAAUGUUUGACCUACAUCCAAUGAGAGCACUUUUUCUAAUGACAAAAAGCAACUUCCAGCCUCCAAAAUUAAAGGACAAAAUGAAAUGGUCCAAUAGUUUCCAUCAUUUUGUGAAAAUGGCACUUACAAAAAAUCCUAAAAAAAGACCUACAGCUGAAAAGUUACUACAGCAUCCUUUUGUUACCCAACCAUUAAAUCGAAGUCUUGCUAUUGAACUUUUGGAUAAAAUGAAUAAUCCUGAUCAUUCCACUUACCAUGAUUUUGAUGAUGAUGAUCCUGAGCCUCUUGUAGUGCCUCAUAGAAUUCAUUCAACAAGUAGAAAUGUGAGAGAAGAAAAGACACGCUCUGAAAUAAACUUUGGUCAAGUAAAAUUUGAUCCACCCUUGAGGAAAGAGACAGAGCCACAUCAUGAAUUUGAUCUACAUCUAGAAUAUGGUCAUGGUCCUCAGUGUGGCUACUUCUUGGGUGCAAAUAAGAGUCUCUUAAAAUCAGUUGAAGAAGAACUGCAUCAGCGGGGACAUGUGGCACAUUUAGAAGAUGAUGAUGAUGAUGCAGAUGAUGAUGCUAAACAUGCUACUAUGAAACCUAAAGUGCCACCUCCUUUACCUCCAAAGCCUAAAUCCAUCUUUAUCCCCCAAGAAACUCAUUCUUCUGAAAAUGAUAAUCAAGGGACAAUCAAGAGAUGCCCAACAUCAGAGAGUCCAGCAAAAUCUGCAUCUCAGGUUCCACCCAGACCACCACCUCCUCGGUUACCUCCACAGAAAUCUAAUGCUUUAGGUAAUGGAGUCACUUCUGUACAAUUAAAUGGUGAGAGAGAGGGAUUACCACAUCAACAGAAUGAAGCUAGAGACACUAAUUUUUCAAUGAAAGAAAAGAAGGAAAUACUGAAACCAAUUAGUAAUGGACUUCCUCCCACACCUAAAGUACACAUGGGUGCUUGCUUUUCAAAGGUUUUCAAUGGGUGUCCAUUAAAAAUUCAUUGUGCAACAUCAUGGAUAAAUCCAGAUACAAGAGAUCAGUACUUGAUAUUCGGUGCAGAAGAAGGUAUUUACACACUGAACCUCAAUGAACUUCAUGAAACAUCAAUGGAGCAGCUAUUUCCUCGAAGGUGUACAUGGUUAUAUGUCAUGAACAAUUGCUUGUUAUCAAUAUCUGCUUCUCAGCUUUAUUCCCAUAAUCUACCAGGACUCUUUGAUUAUGCAAGGCAAAUGCAAAAGUUACCUGUUGCUAUUCCAGCACAUAAACUCCCUGACCGAAUACUUCCCAGGAAGUUUGCAGUGUCUACAAAAAUUCCUGACACUAAAUGGUGUCAGAAGUGUUGUGUUGUGAGGAAUCCAUACAAGGGCAACAAGUACCUUUGUGGAGCACUACAGUCUAGCAUUGUUUUGUUAGAAUGGGUUGAACCAAUGCAAAAAUUUAUGUUAAUCAAGCACAUAGAUUUUCCUGUACCUUGUCCACUGAGAUUGUUUGAAAUGCUGGUAGUCCCUGAGCAGGAAUUCCCUUUAGUUUGUGUUGGUGUCAGUAGAGGAAGAGACUUCAACCAGGUGGUGAAGUUUGAGACUGUCAACCCAAAUUCUACCUCUUCGUGGUUUACAGAAACAGACACUACAGAGACAAGUGUUGUACAUGUAACACAGCUGGAGAGAGAUACCAUUUUGGUGUGUUUGGAUUGCUGCAUAAAAAUAGUGAAUCUGCAAGGCAGGUUAAAAUCCAGCCGCAAAAUGUCAUCAGAGCUCACGUUUGACUUUCAGAUUGAAUCAAUAGUCUGUCUACAAGACAGCGUGUUAGCAUUCUGGAAACAUGGCAUGCAAGGAAGGAGUUUUAGAUCAAAUGAGAUCACACAAGAAAUUUCUGAUAAUACGAGGAUAUUCAGGCUUCUGGGAUCUGACAGGGUUGUGGUCCUAGAGAGUAGGCCGACGGAUAACCCAACAGCCAAGAGCAAUUUAUAUAUCCUGGCAGGGCAUGAGAACAGUUACUGACAACAGCGGAUGGCAGGCAGCUCACCAUGACAAGCGAACACUCCUGCUGCAGCAUGAUUCAUGGCUGGCUGAAAUUGCCCAAAAGCUGCAGUAACCCGACUUCAGUUACUUUAUAAUUUAUUGUGGCAUGAGAGGAAGACAAGAAUUGUUUGUGGAAUGGACACAUAAGCAUUAUGAUACCACAGAAGUGCUUAAUUUACUGUUAUGUAAUCUUUGUACAUAUGCAGUAUUUUUCAGUGAAACUUCUUGCUGAAGACCUACACUGACUUUCUGUAGAUAGCAGUCCUCCUGUUAAGUACAAGUGUCUUACCUGUACAGAUGUAAAAGUCACUGAGGAUGCAAAAAUGAAAUCGGGGUACUAUUUUAAGGACUUUUCAUGUGUUUAUAAUAAAGUGGGAUGCUAGCAACAAAUAUAGUACAUUUAACAACACUAUUGUAUUUUAUGAUAUGUAAUUUACUAAUACAAAUAAAUCUUAACUUUUAGAAAUUG
Messenger RNA from Pelecanus crispus (Dalmatian pelican), 2579 nucleotides. Lineage: Eukaryota; Metazoa; Chordata; Aves; Pelecaniformes; Pelecanidae. The record is from RefSeq and is a predicted model, not a curated record.